AUGGACUGGGACCAGUUUGACUUGAACCCUAAAGUAAUUGCUGCCCUUAAGAAAGCUGACAUAAAAUCAAUAAAAGAGCUUUUAAAUCUUUCUGGAGCAGACUUGCAAAGAUUGAUGAAACUAUCCAGUGCAGAUAUACAGUGCUUACUGAAAACAGUCUCUCACACGCUGAGGAGAAAUAGUAUGCUUACAGCACUUCAGCUCUACCAAGAUAAAGACCAUCUCACCUCCCAACACCAGAAGCUAAGCCUGGGAUGUUCAGUACUAGAUAACUUGUUAAAAGGUGGCAUUCCUUUAGUGGGAAUCACAGAACUUGCUGGGGAAAGUUCUGCUGGGAAGACUCAGAUUAGUUUACAACUGUGCCUUUGUGUGCAGUAUCCUUACAAAUAUGGUGGAUUAGAGUGUG
Fulmarus glacialis (Northern fulmar) is the source of this 406-nucleotide messenger RNA. It is a transcript of the gene XRCC3, whose product is annotated as X-ray repair complementing defective repair in Chinese hamster cells 3. Gene Ontology annotation, molecular function: four-way junction DNA binding; ATP binding; ATP-dependent DNA damage sensor activity. The annotation marks the transcript as partial. NCBI's taxonomy places the organism in Eukaryota, Metazoa, Chordata, Aves, Procellariiformes, Procellariidae. Gene Ontology annotation, biological process: telomere maintenance via recombination; resolution of mitotic recombination intermediates; t-circle formation. The transcript is spliced from 3 exons. The record is from RefSeq and is a predicted model, not a curated record. Gene Ontology annotation, cellular component: replication fork; Rad51C-XRCC3 complex.